Orycteropus afer afer is the source of this 7902-nucleotide messenger RNA. RefSeq names its product matrix remodeling associated 5 (gene MXRA5). Gene Ontology annotation, cellular component: extracellular region. The record is from RefSeq and is a predicted model, not a curated record. Bases 1 to 7902 code for a protein of 2633 amino acids. Lineage: Eukaryota; Metazoa; Chordata; Mammalia; Tubulidentata; Orycteropodidae. Gene Ontology annotation, molecular function: protein binding. The transcript is spliced from 6 exons.
AUGCCCACGCGGACGCGCUGGGGGGCGCUCUCCGUGGUGCUGAUCCUGCUGUGGGGUCACGCGUGGUCCGCCCAGGCCUGUCCGCAUCCCUGCGCCUGCUAUGUUCCCAGUGAGGUCCACUGUACGUUCCGCUCGCUGGCUUCCGUGCCCGCAGGAAUUUCUCAACAUGUGGAAAGAAUCAAUCUGGGGUGCGUCUUCAAGCUCAGUUACAACAAGGUGCGUGGGAUCACACGACACACGUUCCAGGGGCUCUCGAGUUUGGUGAGGCUGCACGUGGACCACAACCGGAUCGAGUUCUUGCACCCUCAGGCUCUGCACGGCCUGACGUCCCUGCGCCUGGUCCACCUGGAAGGGAACCUGCUCCAUCAGCUGCAUGCUGGUACCUUCUCCACGUUCUCCUUCCUGGGCUUCUUCCGCCUGUCCACCGUGAGACACCUGUACUUAGCGGACAACAGGAUGCGCUCUCUUCCCACCGGGAUGCUGCAGAACAUGCCGCUGCUAGAGAACGUGUACCUGCAGGGGAACCCCUGGGACUGCGGCUGCGACAUGCAGUGGUUGCUGAGCUGGGAAGCGAGGUCCAGAGGGGUCCUUAAGUGUAAAAAGGACAAGGCCUAUGAAGACGGUCAGCUGUGCGCCACGUGCUCCAGUCCCAAGAAGCUGCACAAACAGGAGAUCCACAAACUGCAGGACAUCGUUUGUGCAAAGCCACUCAUCGAGUCUCCUCUGAGGCAGAACGAGAGCAGGAGCAGUGACGAGGACCAGGAACCAGAGGACGAAGAGAGUGAUGGGCAGUUCUCCCCGGACAGCUUCCAGCUCUCCACCUGGAAUGUCUCCUUGAACAUGACGGACGAGCAUGGAAACACAGUGAACUUGUCCUGCACCAUCAAGAAACCAACAGAUGUGCACAAAAUCUUCUUGAACCAGACAGAACCUCUUGAGAUCGAAGUCAAUGCCACGGUCGCCUUAGACUUUGAGUGUCCCAUGACCAGAGAGAACUAUGAGAAGCUAUGGAAAUUGAUAGCCUAUUACAGCGAGGUCCCGCUGAAGUUGCACCGAGAACCGCAGCUCAGCAGAGACCCCCAGGUCCACUAUGAUUACAGACAGGAUACUGACGACGACGCUCUCUAUUACACAGGUGUCAAAGCCCGGCUCCUUGCGGAUCCAGAAUGGGUCAUGCAACCGUCUGUGGACAUCCAACUGAACCGGCGCCAGAGCACUGCCAAAAAGGUGCUACUGUCCUAUUACGCGCAGUUUUCUCAAACGGUGUCCACCAAGGAUGCAGGGCAGGCGCAGAGCAGAAGCUGGGUGAUGAUAGAGUCAAGUCGAACUGUGCAAAGGACCCAGGUGGUCCUGAAAGGGACCUCUUUCCAGUUGAGCUGUAACGUGAGGGCUUCUGAGAGUCCGUCCAUCUUUUGGGUGUUGCCAGAUGGCUCGGUCCUCAAAGCCCCCAUGGAGGACUUGGAGAGCCAAUUUUCCAUCCUCAGUGGUGGUCAACUGAGGGUCAAGUCAGCAGGAUACUUACACUCAGGCGUGUACCAGUGCAUUGCUCUAGUGACAGAUGACAUGGACCGGAUGGUGUACAGGGUCACUGUGCAGGUGCCAGUCACUCAGCCCCCUGACAGACACACAGUGACCAUCAAUAAGAACCCUGGAGAGCCCGUGGUGUUGCCUUGCAGCGCCCUAGCAAUUCCAGAAGCACAGCUUAGCUGGGUUCUUCCAAACAAAAAGAUAAUGAACCACCUGGCUAACACAUCCCACACAUACCUGCUGGACAAUGAAACACUCUAUAUCCCAAAGGUCCAAGCCAGUGAUGAUGGCUACUACACAUGCGUGGCUGUCAACCUACAAGGGGCAGACCAUUUGACUGUGAGGGUCACCGUGAAUAAGAAAGGACCCAGCAGGGCCUCCAAAAGAGGCAGACUCCCAGGAACCAGGCCUGUUUCCAGAUUCAGAGGAAACGUUGUGGAAGAUGAAGGGGGCUCCGGCGUCGGCAGUGAAGACAGGACUCCAAGAAGGAUCCUGCAUCCAAUGGACCAAGAAGUGUUUCUCAAGACAGAGGACGAGGCCGGUGUCGGAGGUCAGAAGCUCAAGAAAGGCCGGCGAAAGUGGAAGGUCUGGAACAAGGAACCCGAGACAAACAUUGCAGAAGGACGUCGUGUGUUUGAGUCCAGGAGGAGGAUCAAUAUGACAAACAAACAAAUCAAUCCACAGCGUUGGGCAGACAUCCUAGCCAGAGUCCGUGGGAGGAACCUCUCCAAGGGCACAGAAGUCCCGCAGGUCACCCAAACUACAACACCUCCAUCAGUGACUGUGGAGGUCACACCUCUUUCUCCUGCUGCCCCUCCACCUUUAGUAUCUCCUGCACAGAUGGCGACUGGUGCAGAGGGAUCCUCAGAAGAUAUGUCCAUGUUCAGUGAGGAAGAGCAGUUCCUGAGUACCCCGUCCUCAACUGGGAUUGCACUAGAACGUGACCAUGAUGUGGUCAUUCUUGCUGAACCCAAAGUAGCAGGCAUGCGACUGGAAGAUGUCAUUGAUCAUGAGGUGUUUCAGAAGAUGGAGGACUCAGCUCCCACCCAAUCUGACCCUUCAGUCCCUACGUUGAUGGCUUUGCCUGACGAGUCUUCUUCCCCUCUGCACACCCUGGACACGUUCUACGAAGAGCCCACCCAUGAAGAGGUAGCAACAGAGGGUUGGUCUACAGCACCAAGCGUUGAACCUGUGCCAUUGCCCACAUCCAAAGUGGAUGAGUUACCACUGGAAGCUGUUCCUUUGGUAGAGUCUGAGACCAAAGCAUAUCUUUAUACAGAGUCCGAGAUUGAUAGUCUACCUGCUGAGGAUACACGCUUCACUCCAACUCCCACCUGGUGGGCUGUGGACCUCAGUAUCUCUGAGCCAGGAGUGGCACCAGAUGUAGCAGCCCAAACACAUCUCCAAGGACAUGCAGGUAACACGCACCCUGUGAUAGGGAGCUUAGCCACCCAGGGCAAUUCCCUGAUGGAAAAAGACAUGGUGGAGAAGUCUCAGAUACCAGAAAGUGACAUGCAGGAGAAAGAGCGCACAGAUUCCAGACGCCCCAAGAGUGAGGAGCUAAAAGGGAUAGGCAGUGUUGUUCCAUUUAAGCCAUCUGGAGAAACCACACCUGACACUCUUUUUGACAGGGACACCAUUACAGCAUCAAAGAUGACGCCAACACUAAAGGCCACUUCACCAACCAUGCCGACCACUCACCUAUCUCGAAGGAAGCCCAACGGGAGAAGAUUACGCCCUCACAGACUCCGCCACCGGCAGAAGCAAACUCCACCCACGACAUCUGCCCCCAUAGAGACUUACUCUACGCAGCCCACUCCAGUAGCAGAGAUGAAGGUGCCAACCAAAGUGGAGGAUUUGGUCUUGACACCUGGAGUUGAUAACACAGUUGGUGUCCCCAAAGAGCUGGAAAUGGGGAAACCUGCAGAACCAGUGACCAAGGGAACCCCACGGAGGAAGCACUCAAAGAAACAAAACAAACAUCGGUCCUUCACGUCCACCGUGAGCUCAAAGAACUCAGUAUCCACGUCCAGCUCUCCCCCAGAAAACAAACAGAAAUAUGUGAUUGGUCCCAGUUCAGAAACUCCACUUCUAUCUUCAACCAUUCCUCUGAAAAUGGGAGACCCACAUGAGACCAAGAGAGAGGAAGAUUAUGUGACAAGCACCUCAAAAGUAUAUCUGCCUCUCGGUAACGUCCAAGAGACAAUCGCAGUCACAUAUAAGCCUGAUGUGGAGGAGAUUAAGAAGGAUUACAAUGUCACAAACGUCCAUGACUAUAAAACUAGCACUCCAGUCCCCACUGAGGCAGGAACUAAUGUCAUAUUAUCUUCUGGCUUGGCGGUCUCCACUGUGGAAGUAUUUAUGGGAGAAUUUUACCCAUCAGAGUUUCCAAGAGCUCCAAGCCUGACUUCUCCAAGGACAGUCCAGCCUCAGAAGAUGGUGACAAGCAAACCCAUCACCAGUGUUCAGGAAACCCGGACAGAUCCACCCCUUUGGAAAGAGUUGGCAAACUCAUCUUUUCCUUCUGAGUUUUCUUCUUCUGUGGCAGUCUCCACACUAUUUCAACGAGGAGAUGUUGAUACUUCUGCUACACCAUCAAGCGUAAGAGUAGUGGAGCCCUCAAGUCAGGCAGACACCACCACUCAUGGUCAGGGUCAGCAAAAACCCACCCCAGCAAGUCUCCAUCCUGAAGUAAGACCACGGGAUCACGCUGCUAUGCUUGGCCCCUUGAAGGAAACAACAUCCCUGUUCCCACCCACGACGUUGGUGUCUUCGCUCCCAAUCACCACAAAAUCCACAUUUCUUACUCCAAGAACUUCUCAAACACCAACAGAGUCCAAAGAAAAUGUGUUGUUUAAUUAUGUGGGUGUCUUGGAAACAAAAUUGCCCCGAAUGAACAAAGAGGAAACUCAGUAUGUAUUGAAUCGAAAUGAGGCAUCCACUCCGUCUUCCAGACAGGACAACAUGAACUUAUCUCCAAAGCAUGAGUUGGUGAAGGACACGUUUGAUGGUAAAACCCCGAACACUCUACUUCAAGGCCCAGAUAUUCACCACCACGGUGGAAGAGUACAAAUUUCCCACCAACCAGGCGUCAUUCCUACCAAACCUACACCUCCAAGAGGGACAGUGAGGCCACCACAUCUGGCCACUCAAAGCUCCUUUAGAUACUCCGUGACCUUCCCACCACCUCGUCACAUGACCAGCAAACCAGAAAUAACAGCCUAUCCUUCGAGGGCUUUUCCAGAGAGCAAGCCUUUUGUGACUCCAAAGUCAGCAACCACAAUUCCCGCCCCACUGCACAGGCCCAAACCUGGCAUUCCCAGUAAAUUUGGUGACCAUAGAACCAACCAGUUCAAUGCCAGCCCCAAAGUCUUUGGAAAUAACAACAUCCUUGAACAAAGAAGUCCCGUUGGGAAGCCACCGAAUCCAAGAUUUCCUCCUCAUCCCAACAUCAGAUUCCCAUUCUUCUUCAACAGGACUUUUGCAUUCCCACAGUUGGGAGCCACCUUGAAGCCCCAGACACCCACCCCUCCUGUCCUGGUGACAAGAGACAGAAAACUGCACAGGGCUCUCAUGACACCAAACACCCGGACACAGCGGUUGGAAGUUCUGAAAAACGGCACCUUGGUCAUCCGUAAGGUCCAGCUGCAGGAUCACGGCCAGUACCUGUGCACGGCCAGGAAUUUGCACGGCGCAGAGACCAUGCCGGUCCUGCUGUCGGUGAGCACGCAGCAACCUCAGACGCUGGCCUCCCACUACCAGGAUGUCACCGUCUACCUCGGAGACACCAUCGCCAUGGAGUGUUUGGCCAAGGGCACCCCUGCCCCGCAGAUCUCCUGGAUCUUCCCGGACAGGAGGGUGUGGCACACCGUGUCCCCCGUGGAAGGCCGGAUCACGUUGCAUGAGAACCGCACCCUGUCCAUCAAAGAGGCCACCUUCUUGGACAGAGGCGUGUACCAAUGCGUGGCCAGCAACGCAGCGGGCGCCGACAGUCUGGCCAUCCGUUUGCACGUGGCGGCCCUGCCCCCGGUCAUCCACCAGGAGAAGCAGGAGAACAUAUCACUGCCCCCCGGCCUCAGUAUCCACAUCCACUGCACGGCCAAGGCCGCGCCUCUGCCCAGCCUGCGCUGGGUGCUGGGUGACGGUACCCAGGUGCGCCCUUCGCAGUUCGUGCGCGGGAACCUCUUUGUCUUCCCCAAUGGGACCCUCUACAUCCGCCACCUGGCGCCCAAGGACAGCGGGCGCUACGAGUGUGUGGCUGCCAACCUGGUGGGCUCGGCGCGGAGGACCGUCCAGCUCACGGUGCAGCGCGCAGCGGCCAACGCGCGCAUCACCGGCACGUCCCCGCGGACCACCGACGUGCGCUACGGGGGGACCCUGCGCCUGGACUGCAGCGCCUCCGGGGACCCCUGGCCGCGCACGCAGUGGAGGCUGCCGUCGCAGAGGGUGAUAGACGCGCUGUUCAGCUUUGACCCCAGAAUGAAGGUGUUUGCCAACGGGACGCUGGUGGUGAAGUCCGUCACUGACAAAGACGCAGGGGACUAUCUGUGCAUUGCCCGGAACAAGAUUGGCGAUGAUUACGUGCUCCUGAAGGUCAAUGUGGUGAUAAAACCGGCCACCAUUGAGCACAAGGAGGGGCAGGACCACAGAGUCUUGUACGGGGGCGACCUGAAGGUGGACUGUGUGGCCUCGGGGCUCCCCAACCCCGAGAUUUCUUGGAGUCUCCCCGAUGGGAGUCUGGUCAACCCGUACAUGCAGGCCGACGACAGUGGCGGGCGUGCCAAGCGCUAUGUGGUGUUCAACAAUGGCACGCUCUACUUCAACGAGGUGGGCAUGGGCGAGGAAGGCGAUUAUAUGUGCUUUGCUGAGAACCAGGUAGGCAAGGACGAAAUGAGGGUCCGUGUCAAGGUGGUGGCGGAGCCCGCGGCCAUCCGCAACAAGACGUACUCCGUUGUCCAGGUCCCCUAUGGUGAUGUGGUCACCGUGACGUGUGAGGCCAAAGGGGAGCCCACGCCAAGCGUGACCUGGCUGUCACCCACCAACAGGCUGAUCCCUGCCUCCUUGGACAAGUACCAAGUCUACCAUGAUGGCACCCUGCUCAUUCGCAAGGCCCAGCGGUCGGACAGCGGCAACUACACCUGCGUGGUGCGCAACAGUGCUAGGGAGGACAGGAAGGUGGUCUGGGUCCAAGUCCACGUCCAGCCCCCCAAGAUCAACGGGCACCCUGAUGCCAUCACCACAGUGCGGGAGAUCGUGGCCGAGGGCAGUCGGAAGCUCAUCGAUUGCCAGACGGAGGGCAUCCCGGCUCCAAGGGCUCUGUGGGCUUUCCCCGAGGGGGUGGUCCUGCCCGCCCCGUACUACGGGAACCGGAUCACGGUGCAUCGCAACGGCACCCUUGACAUUCGCAGCCUGAGGCACAGUGAUUCGGUCCAGUUCACGUGCAUCGCUCGCAAUGAAGGUGGCGAGGCCAGGCUGAUUGUACAGCUCACAGUCUUAGACCCGGUGGAGAAGCCUGUCUUCCACGACCCAGUGAGCGAGAAAAUUACCGCCACGGCCGGCCACACCAUCAGCCUGAACUGCUCGGCCUCGGGGACCCCGGCCCCCACGCUGCUGUGGGUCCUUCCCAAUGGGACGGAGCUGCACAGCAAUAGACGGUUGCAUCGAUUCUACCACAAGAGUGACGGCAGGCUGUACAUCAGCGGGCUGGCCUCUGGGGACGCCGGGGCCUACCGCUGCGUGGCCAGGAACGCCGCGGGCUACUCCGAGAGGCUAGUGGCCCUCAAGGUGAGCCUCAAGCCUGCAGUGGGCAGUCAGCACCGCCCGGUGGUGACUACCAUCGACGGAGAGACGUUGUACCUACCCUGCCUCCUCCAAGCGGGCAGGCCGGGCCAAUUCUCCUGGACACUCCCCAACGGUGUGGUCCUGGAGGUCCCCCAGGAAGUGGGGCGCUUCGCCCUCCUGCAGAACGGUACACUCAGGGUACGGGAGGCCUCGGUGUUUGACAGGGGGACCUACACGUGUAAGGUGGACACUGAGCUGGGUCCCUCCACCGUGAGUACCCCUGUCAUAGUCAUCGCCUAUCCGCCACGCAUCACCAGCGAGGCCACCCCGGUCAUCUACAUCCGUCCUGGGGGCACCGUCAAGCUAAACUGCUUGGCCAUGGGCAUUCCCAAAGCCCGGAUAACGUGGGAACUGCCAGACAAGGCCCAGCUGGCCGCCGGAGGACAGGCCCGCGUCUACGGGAACAAAUUCCUGCAGCCGCAAGGCUCCUUGACCAUUCAGUAUGCCUCUCCGAGAGAUGCAGGUUUCUAUAAGUGCACGGCCGAGAACGUGCUAGGCAGAGACUCCAAGACCACUUACAUUCACGUCUUCUGA